Molecule: messenger RNA, 2482 nt
Organism: Thalassophryne amazonica
Lineage: Eukaryota; Metazoa; Chordata; Actinopteri; Batrachoidiformes; Batrachoididae
Product: ras association domain-containing protein 7-like
Exons: 6
Coding region: 409-1569 (386 amino acids)
Biological process (GO): signal transduction
Source: RefSeq, a predicted model, not a curated record
CCAGCAGUCAUGGAAGUCCGAGCAGUAAAUGGGAGUGACCGAAGACACAAACCAGGAAAUCAGUCUAUCCAGCAAAGGUUUCUGUGGAGUUAGCAACAAUCGAGUAACCCGAUCAAACGAACGGCAGCUAAACACUGACGGCCUGGAGGGCGUUCUUACCCGUAGUUACUCAUACUCCAGCACCAUGACGUCACCGGCGAGAGAGUAAUCAAGAACAGCACACCCUGUACGGCUGCAUUCCACAGCUUCUUUCCACUUUCAGCUUGCAGCAGCAGUGUGUGAACGGGUGAAUGUUUGGGGUCACUCACUCUCACAUCAGCUGAAACUCAUCGAGAUACCGCAGAGGACAAAUGACACGCAGAGGCGCUUGAUCCAACAGGUCAUUGGUGGAGCCUCACGAUAGGAGUGAUGGAGCUGAAGGUGUGGGUGGAUGGUGUGGCCAGAGUGGUGUGUGGCCUAUCACUGAACACUUCCUGUCAAGAUGUGGUUAUCUCUCUUGCACAGUCAAUUGGUCAGACAGGUCGUUACGUUCUUAUCUUGAGGUUGCGAGGAACGGAGAAACAGUUAGUGGCUGACGACUGCCCUCUGAAAAUUCUGGCUCAGCUUGGACAACUAGCCACAGAGGUCCAGUUUGUACUCCUGAGAAGGGGCCCCAGCCUCAGUGGUCAAGACAGUUCAGCCAGAGACAGACGUCAUCGCAAGCCGAACAAACCAGAGGCUGAACACAUCAAACACAGAGGGCCACAGAAGGACCUCACCUACAGUUUGGGUCCCACAUCAAUUCCCAAGAGGACUACACCAAAUGGAUCCAAGACAUCACUGCUCAGAGCCUCCCAAGAACUGAGGGCAUCUCCUCCUUUCAUAGACCAUCCCAAAGAAGUGGAAACAUCUUCAACUUUUGCAGCCAAAGAGGAGGUAUUCAGGCAAAUCUUACAGCAACAGAGGAAACUUGAAGACCUUGAGAUUCACCUUCAGUCUCUUCAGAGGGAUAUAGAAGUGAGGGAGCGACAGAGCUCCUCUGCUGCAGUUCCUGGACUGAUUCCAACUCCUGAGAAUGCACUGGAGGAACUGGAGCUAAGGCUAAGGGAGAACGAGGCAGAGCUGAAACACGGAGAGCACUGGGAGCAACAAUUAAAGGCAGAGAUGGACAGAGAACAAGAUAUGCACAGCCGUCUAGACCGGAUAUCGUCAUCGUUGGAUCGUUGUAAUCGCCAGUUUGAGGAACACCAGGAUCGUUUAGAACAUUUAGAAGAGGUCAGAAGUCAGAACUCUCCGUCAAGCCCUCAGCAGCCAGAUGAGGCCUUGAAUUCUCUGAAACAGGAGCUUCACUAUCGCCUGCAGCAGGGACAGGACCUGGAUGUGGCGUUAUUACUCACCCACACAGAGCUGCAAGUUGCUGAUGAAAAGCUAAAGGACCAGUGGGAUGUGAUUGAAGAGCUGAAGAAGGAGCUGAGGCAGUGUAACCUGCAGCAGUUUAUCCAGCAGAAAAGCAACACUCCACUGACAGACCAGACAAAUUCCAUGCCCAUCACUGACGUUUACAUCCACAACACAGGCAUCAUGGAUUAGGAAAAUAGUGGAGACUCUGAUCAACUGUGAGAAUGCAGCCGUCCAGCUCCAGUCACCCCAAAAAUUAGCAUUUGAGCAGACUGGAGAGACUAUAGCAGGCGGCCAUUGAGCACAUACUCUCUGCACAUAUGUAGCACCACUAUGCCAGUGGGUGGCGCUACUCCGUGUACAUCAUUCAGGAAGAAAAAACAGAAGAAAUGGAGAUCGAAAUUCAGAUAUAUACAGGUUUUCUGUAGAGACCCAGAACAACUGAUAUAAAAAGCAUAUCUGGGCAUCGAUGUUGGCAGGAGCGGGGGCAAUGAACUCAUUAAUGCAUAAAGGGGUGGAGCGUGAAUGACUCCAUGUGUGAAGAAAGAAGCCUGAACACGUCCAUCUCUGAGUCUGAACCACCUAAACUAACACCUUAACCUCCAUUCGGGUGUUUGAGUCAUAUUUUUGGGGACCACGCGGUGGUUCUCCUAACAAUUUGCUUUGGUGUAGACAGUAAAGGUUAUGAGCCACUGAUUUUCUCACUAAUCGUGCAUGAAAGAGAAACGGAUAAUCCUACUGGCAGUGCUAACACGUUAGCAAACAAGAUUAAAUAACACAAGAGUUUCGCUUGGCGCGAAUACUUCAGAAGGCCCGUUUUAGAUGAUCCAUUAGGCAGAGAAGAGAACACUGGACAAACUGCUGGACAUUAUGGAUGAUGCCAGUCACCGUCUUCACACCGUCAUCAGCAACCAGAGGAGCCUCUUCAGACACAGACUGCUCCUUCCCAAAUGCAGGACCAGCAGACUGAAAAACGCCUUUGUCCUUCAGACCAUCAGACUGUACAACUCCUCACUCAGGGUUAGGGAUGGGUAUUGAUAAGAUUUUAUCGAUAUCGAUACCAUUAUCAAUUCUGCUUAUCGAUCCGAUACCUUAUCGAUACCUC